Messenger RNA from Dermacentor andersoni, 2518 nucleotides. RefSeq lists its product as uncharacterized. NCBI's taxonomy places the organism in Eukaryota, Metazoa, Arthropoda, Arachnida, Ixodida, Ixodidae. The record is from RefSeq and is a predicted model, not a curated record.
GUCAUUGCACGUGGAACGCACGGGUGCCGGUAACCGGGGGAGUUCGAAGAUAUGGGCGCGCCGAAGAUUUUAUCCCUACUUUUAGCGACGCUCCUCUCGGAUUCCGUCGUCUGCGGCCGUCGCGCCGAACGCGGACUCGCCAAAGGCGCCAGCGCUUCGGAAGUCUCCUCGAGCCACGGAAGAACGUUCGCGCACUUCGACAGUUCUCCGGCCCUGACGCACCUCGAGUUCGACGAGGGUUCCCCCUCGAACGUACACCACCACGGCGGCGGCGGCGAUCCGGGCGCCGUCUUCCCGCCCGAGCCGCACCCGGGUUCGGCGUUCGGCCAGUACGACUACGCGCCGUACGAUCGGAACUACCCCCAAUGGCACCAGCUUCACUCCUUUCACGAGCAAGACGUCGACGCAGCACCGCCGUUCUGGCAGACGCACGACGAGGAGACGAAGCAACCCGCGAGCGCGCACUCGACAGAUGCCGGGAGAGAGACCGUCGACCUCUCCGAGUUCGACCCCACCCACUCGUUUUUCGGGAGCAUGUUCACGGAUUCGUCGGACACCGGUGAAGGUACCAAGUCCUCUCCGCCUGCGGCUUCCCCGACCGAAGCCGUCGGCUCUUCUGCCGACAAGGACUCGAGAAACGCGAGCACCGCGCCCGGAGAAGCGCACGCUGUUUCGACGUCUGUUCCGCGCGAAUUGUACGGGCACCACGUGGGCGGCAAGGCGGCCGGAAACUGGGCGCCACUCGCGAGUGCGUCUCAAGUGCAGCACGGCGACGGUAACACAGCUACUCCUAACCCAGGCUCGCCGACUGGCGGUAAUGAGUUGACUCGGACUACAACGAACCCCAGCGUUCGACGGGAGACUGGCGCCUUCCUUCGGACCACGUCAACCGCAAUGGGCGUCGCUAAAGACUCUUCGGAACCGCCCACUCGACCCGACCUGCCGAGAGGGACGGACUCUACUCGGGGUGCACCAGCCGUCCCGGACGUUUCGAGGACCACUGCUGCUUUCAGAGAGCCCGGUUUCGCGAAUGCUGACCCGAAUUUCGUCGACGGAAACACAGCUGCCCACACUACGCGAGGUGCGACGUCAACAGCUGCCGGUGCUAGCACUGAAGCCACGUCUUCCACUGUCCCAGCUCCUGCGCCCGAGGACUUCGUCCCGCGCCAGGCUGCCGCAGAAACGGUUGCUUCGUCUUCGAAGCCCGCCGGCGGCUUCGCGCAGCUUCCCACUCCGACCGAAGCAGGCGGUGGUACUGACAAAAUCGUGGAGACCACUACUGGACGUGUCUUCACGCACGCAACAACCGCAAGCCGUCCUGCCCACCCUAAGACGUCGGCAAACGAAACCGAGAUUCCAGCUACGCAGUCUGCCUCCAAAAACACUCCUCCGAACAACGCGUCGCAGACUUUACCUUCCACACUUCCUGAAAGCACCGAACCGCCCAAGCUUGCGACGUCCCCACGAGGGACGGUAACUCCGGUUCAACAUGUGGUCUUCAGAAACGAAUCUUCGGACUUGACGACUACACGGGCUACUACGAAUUCGUCUGCAGUCUCUGAAAUCGCCGGACUCUUGUCUGACCGCCUCGAGACGUCCACUUCGCCUGCCACCACCAGCACUGCCCUCGGCAGGCGAUUGCAGAACGGCACCACUGCGCCUUUGACGCGAGCUCCGGUAGAAGGCGGCAAUGGGACUUCCACGCGGCCCGUCGAGUCCUCGACGUUACGCCAGACUUUACCAGCGGUAACCGCUGGCGUGCGUCGACAAGCGACCACCGCCUCGAGCCCCACAACCGCGGAGCCGACGCGAGGCUUUCCAACCGUACUUAAAGCCGAAGCACCGCCGGCACAACCAACGCCAGCGAGGAACGCGGGGUUCAAACAAACUCUUCCUCCCGCGCCCCCUGUCGGUCCUCCGAAGACCGCGAGGCCCCCGGUUACGGCCGACGCUUACGUCAGACCGAUCACUCAGCACGGCGUGCACGAGUUCGUGCCUCAGCGCCACCGGGACGUGGAGGAUUACUUCUACCACCCCCGCCACCAGUCCCGCCACGUGGAGGACCACGACGAAUUGCGUCAGAGCCAGUGCGGCAAGUGCCAGCGCAGGCUCCACUACUGCGUGCAGAAGUGCUUCGUUCAUCACAGCUGCGAGGCAGAGACGAAUCCGGAGUUCACCUGUCCCCGGAUCAACGCCUCCUGCAUGCCCCCGUACAAGCACGAGGUGGACCAGUGCCGCCACAGCGGCGACUGCGAGAGCGCCAACCACCUCUGCUGCCUGGUCGGCUGCUCCCGACGCUGCGUGCACGGUGUGCCGGUUCGAACCCAGCAUUAGGCCUACUUCGUCAACCACGUGACGGACGCGUGCCACCUUCAACCGCACGCGUGCGAGCUUACGUCCACUCAUCACAUACACUCGCCGAUCUUAAAAUUGUGAGGGUUAAUAUACUUUCACGCGUCUAAAUAUAAAAUGGGCCUACGCUUUAUCGCAGGCGUUUUACUCGUUCUUUUUUUUUUCA